GCCCCUUGUCAGUCUAGCAGAGAGAUGCGGAGCGAGAUGGACUACUGCGUCUAAAACCCAAAGAUCAGGUGGACCGAGGUGAAUGGACCAAUAUUUCUCCCAUCAUUCACGCACAGAUUAUUACUUCAUUAUUUCGCGCACCGAUAGCGUUCAAAAUGCCUUUUCCACCAAUAAACCUGCACUCACGGAUAUCCUCGCCUACAAAGGAGCUGUUCAGGAAAAAGAAGAGCAGGGACAAUGUCGCACCUCCUCAACCCACGUUCAGUCAAAGGACAGGAGACGACAAGGAGUCUGAGAAAGAUAAACUAUCCACAUCGUGGACAUCGGCCAAUCUAAAGCAGCUGGGACGAAGCAAGCCGAGCAGAGUGCCUCCAGAUCCCGAGACGGACAGCAAACAUUCGUGGUUGAGCGUCCCCAAACCCUUGGCUACCUCAUGCGAAAGCGUCCCGCGGUCCAGUUCUGGAGAGUCCAGCCAUAAAUACGCCUCCAGGACCUCUCUAGCAAAAGAAGGCGGCGAGCAAGAGAUCCACUUCUCCCUCAGCCUGACCCCCGAAGCCAUCCUGGUCAUCCAAAAGCGCAACCUGGAAAAGCAGAUGAUGGCCAAGCAACAGAAGUGCUGCGCUUCCGCGGACUUGCGACACCGGCGGGUUUUCCCGUCCAAGAGAGCUCAGGGCAGCUCCAGUAACAAGAGCUCCGGACCUGUUGCCAAACUGGACGGUUCCAAUGACAUUAGCACCAUUGUGAAGAUCUCCCUCCUCAACGAUCAGUAUAAAUAUGAUGAUGUGGAGUACGAGGAGGAGGAUGGAGACGUGGACGAGACUGUCAUGCGGAAGUGUAAAGAGUGGCUCAAAGGUGUGGAGAGUGCUGCUGCUUUUGGGAAAGUGGAUAAACUGUCAUCUCUGCCUCAUAUUAAAAGCUGAUUAUCUGAACUCAGCCUACUUCAUUCCACACCGAAAGGUCCACUGUGAAGUCUUCAGUUCACGAGUUAUGUGUCAAACACAAAAGUCACCUAAUUUGCUUUUAGAAAUAAUGUCACACAGAAUGCGUACUUGCGUUGGACGGAGCGCAAUGUAAUAUAGAAUAUUGAGUCGCCUUUGUAAAAGCUGAACUUCAAUUUUAAUGAAUAUGUGGCUCUCGGACACAGGACGCGUUCUUCUUUUGGGCAACAGUUUUUAACUUGACUGUGCGGCUUAAAAUCUUGACACACACACACGCACGCACGCACA
Molecule: messenger RNA, 1226 nt
Organism: Carassius carassius (crucian carp)
Lineage: Eukaryota; Metazoa; Chordata; Actinopteri; Cypriniformes; Cyprinidae
Product: proline-rich protein 18-like
Exons: 1
Coding region: 156-920 (254 amino acids)
Source: RefSeq, a predicted model, not a curated record